This is a messenger RNA of Plectropomus leopardus (leopard coralgrouper), 953 nucleotides long. RefSeq names its product translationally-controlled tumor protein homolog. Gene Ontology annotation, molecular function: calcium ion binding. Gene Ontology annotation, cellular component: cytoplasm. Lineage: Eukaryota; Metazoa; Chordata; Actinopteri; Perciformes; Serranidae. The record is from RefSeq and is a predicted model, not a curated record.
UUUCCUCUUACACUUCACUGAGAGCUUCCUGGAUCUCUCAACACACACUCUGAAACCUCAGCACAAAUUGUAACUUCACUAGCAAAAUGAUCGUUUACAAGGAUAUUAUCAGCGGUGAUGAGAUGUUCUCGGACAUCUACAAAAUCAGUACAUCCAAUGAUGGCCUCCUCUACGAAGUUGAAGGAAUGUUCAUCACCAGGACAGAUGACAUUGAUGAGAGAUUGAUUGGGGCCAAUGCCUCUGCUGAGGAAGUAACAGAGGGCACUGAGACAUCCUCCGUUUCUGGUAUAAACAUCGUCCUUAACCACAAACUGCAGCAGACGGGCUUCAACGCGAAAUCGUACAAAAUGUACAUCAAAAGCUACGUGAAGGCCGUUCUGAGCUUGCUGGAACAAAACAACCCAGAGAGAGUGGAGGCCUUUAAGAGGGGUGUCACACCAGUAGUUAAGAAGAUCGUGUCAAACAUAGAUAACUAUCUGUUUUUUACAGGAGAGUCCAUGAACACAGAGGGCAUGGUGGUACUGCUAGACUACCGUGAGGACGGCACCACGCCAUUCAUGCUUUUCUUCAAAGAUGGUCUGCUGGAAGAGAAAUGUUAACUGGAACUACAUCUGUAGCAGAAGGAUUGCCAUGUUGCACAGUGCCUGAGCAGAAACAUUUUUGUACAAAUUUUUGGCCAAGGGCCAAAUUAAACAUGACUCGUCCUUCCUUUUUCUUUCUGGCUUUGCUUUGUUUAGUUUAUUACCCAGAAUUGGCCAAUUUCUUUUAAAAUUUAUAAAAGGUAGGACAGUGAAUGAAGCUCUGCCCGUAUGUGAGAUGGCUUUUCUUCUGUCUGCGUACUGUCUCUACAGGUUGACCUCCUCCGGCCGCUUGUUUUUGGUUGCAUUAAAUACAAUUCCAUUUACAGUUAAAAUACUUCGGGUUUCAUUUGCAAAUAAAAUCUAACGCCACCA